GUAUUGACGCGAAUUCUAACCGAUCUGUACCAGGAACAGGAAGUUGACUCUCUCUUCCAGGCAAAGCAAUAGUGUCAAGUUUCUUUAACUACGCGAUAUAAUCACCACGGACAAAUAUUGGGCUGAAGCCAUGGCUUUGUUUGACAACUCUUUUGUGGUUUUGGAGCUGAAGAAUUUGCCUUACAAGGAGAAGAUGAAGCUGAAGCUGGCAAUAAUUGAAAAUGGAGGCAUAAUUUCCUAUGUGGUCAAUAAGCAGUGCACUCUGGUAGUGACGACCAGUGUGUCUUGUCUGAGCUCCAGCCGGGUGCGGAGUGUGGAGAAGUACCAGACGCCGGUAGUAGGAGUGGAGUAUGUGUCACGCUGCCUGGAGGAGGGAGUCCUGCUGCCUGUAGAAGAGUACUGCCUGGACCCCAUUCCCUCUCCUUUCAUUCCCAGGCCUUUCUCUCCUCAGUCUGUAUUGACGGUGACAAGCCACUCAGCUGCAGAACAGAGGUCUGAAGUUCAGACCCUAACUCAAGUCGAUCGGGCGGGGAAUCAGAAAAGAACAGGAACAUACCUGAACAAAUUCAGAGUAUACACUGAAAAUGACCAGGAUAUCCCGAUCUAUCCUGCUAAUUUUCACGUGGCCAAAUACUCAAUCUUUCAAAAGGCUAACUGCAACACAUGGUCAGUGGUGGAGCUUCAGAGUAGCAGAAGUGAGGCAGGACAGCAGCAGUACCGUGUGGUGAGGUACUGGAGAGAGGAACAUGCUGCUCAGUCAACAGCUGUGCAGGACAAACAGGUGUUCCCCUCCACCUCAGAGGAGGCUGUGGAGGUCUUCCAGUCUGUCUGCCAGGAGCUGCAGGUCAAAGGUCUCACGCAGUCGACGACCCUCCCACCAGGGGCUCUGGACCUGGGCUCUGCCAACCUGCACCAGCUUCUACUUGAGGAGAAGCUGAGCUGCAGCAGCGUCUCACAGGAAGUGGGCGUGUUUGUGGAGCUGCUGUGGGCAGAAGCCCUCGGUUGCCUAGACAACGUCCUCAAGGUUCCGAUCACCAGCCUCAGUCUCAAUGAUGUGAGCAGAGCUGAGGGGCUGCUGCUGCAGGUCCAGAAGAGCCUGAAGAGGAGACGUGGGGGGGAACCAGACACUGAGGUUGCCUCUUUGAUGGAGGAGAUCUACACACUCCUGCCACACAAAACUGAUCUGUCCCGCCCCCCUGUCCAAACUAAACUCAUCUCAUCACUGCUGGAUCUCUGUCAGUUAAUCACAGAUGUGCUGAAUGUGAGUGAGGCCAUGCUGAGAAGCCCCACCUCUUCCUGUCUGGGCAAGUACCGUGCCUUGAGAUGCAGCAUUGAAAGAGUUCCCCCUGGCCCUGAGUUUCUGUCAGUCACCAAAUUGCUACAGGACAGACCGGUGCAGAUCAUGCAGGUCCUGAAAGUGACCCGAGGGGUGGAGCUACAGAUGUUUAGGGAGGAGCUUGGGAAUGUUAAGCCCCUCCUGCACUCCUCCAGUCCCAGCAGCUUUGUUGGGAUCCUGUCUCGGGGUCUGUUGCUGCCCAGGGUUGGAGUGGAGCAUCAUGGGAUUGAGAGAACAGACAUUGGGAACUUGGGCGGGGGCAUCUACUUCAGUGAUGCAAUGAGUACUAGUUUGAAGUACUCUAAGCCCAGUGAGACUGAUGGGAGUCGGCUGCUCCUGGUGUGUGAUGUGGCGUUGGGGAGCUGUAAGGACCUCCAGAAGAGAGACAGCAGCCUGACUCAGGCCCCCGACGGGUACCACAGUGUACAUGGGGUCCGCCAGACCUCCAGCACAGCCUCCGAGUUUGAGGAUGAUGAAUAUGUGGUGUACAGCCAGGAGCAGGUGAGACUGCACUACGUGGUUCAGUUCAGACUGGAGGACGACCAACUCAAGGACUUCCUGCCCAACAUCGAUACUUCUUCUACUGAGCUGCCUCUCUCUGUCUCCUCCUCUGAUCUCUUGUCUGGUGGUGAGGAAGAGGAGGGUGUUGGGAGCUCUAAGAACCCUCUAGAGGAGGUGACUGCAGGCCUGUUGGACAGCUCUGGACAACCACUCCCUCUACAGGCCGUCCACGUCAGGGCUAGGCUAAUGGAUCUGCUCUCCCAGGUCAUCGUCUUCCAGACGUACACCAAUCAGAGCACCGUGCCAAUCGAAGCCAAAUAUGUCUUCCCGUUGGAUGACUCUGCGGCUGUAUGUGGCUUUGAAGCCUUCAUCAAUGGGAAACAUGUAGUGGGACAGGUGAAGGAGAAACAGCAGGCGCGUAAAGAAUAUAAACAGGCCAUCGAGAAAGGCCAUGGAGCCUACCUAAUGGACCAGGACGCCCCUGAUGUGUUCACCAUCAGUGUUGGGAACCUGCCGGCCGGUGCCACCGUCCUUAUCAAAGUCACUUACAUCACCGAGCUGGUCGUCACGGACGGCACGAUCAGCUUCUCGCUGCCGGGGAGUGUGGCGCCAUGGCAACAAAGUUCAGCACUCAACCAGAGGACUCAGGUGACCUUGGAGAAAGUGUGUGUAACCAACCUGGAUUCCCGGGGGGAGUUCAGUCUGGCCGUGUCAAUUGAGAUGCCCAAUGAGAUCAUCAACCUUCAUUGUGUCGGCCACAAAGUCAUGAUCAAGAGAACAGACUGCAAGGCAGUUGUGAAGACAUGUCCGGGUGAGUCUCUCGGUCCGGACGGGUUCCUGCUCUGCUUCGGUCUGGCUCAGAUCCACCUGCCCAGGAUGUGGGUGGAGAAACACCCAGACAAAGACAGCCAGGCCUGCAUGUUGGUUUUCUACCCAGAUUUUGAGCCCAGCUCCUCCUCUGGCUCCAGUGAGGUGAUUUUGCUGGUGGACUCAUCUGAGUCCAUGAGAGGAGAAGCUCUCAGGAAUGCCAGGAGAAUCGCCCUGCAGCUCCUUAAUAACUUGGAAAAACACAGUGUUCAAGUAAACACCAUCUUCUUUGGCACAGACCAAAAAGAGGCCUUUAUUUCUGCUCAACCUGUAGUCACGGCCCAACAGAUAACAAAGAAGUUCAUCAUGUCCUCCCUGCCUGUUGGAGGCAGCACUGAGCUAUGGAGGCCCCUGCGCAGCCUGAGUCUGCUGCCUCCGUCGCAGGGCGUGAGGAACUUGUUGCUGCUCUCGGACGGACAUGUCCAGAACCAGGCCCUGACCCUUCAGCUGGUCAGAGAACAUGCCCAGCACAGUCGCCUCUUCACCUGUGGCCUGAGCCCAACAGCCAAUCAGCACAUGUUGAGGGCCCUGGCCCAGGCAGGGGGAGGAACCUAUGAGUUCUUUGACACUAAGACGAUGCACACCUGGCGAGAAAAGGUGGCGAGUCAGGUGAAGCACAUGAUGUCUCCAGGCUGCAGCUCUGUAUCUGUGAAGUGGCAACAGUUUAACCCCAGAGCCCCUCCUCCGGUCCAGGCCCCUUCUCAACUCCACGCACUCUUCUCUGACCACCAAACCUUGGUCUACGGCUUCGUACCACACUGUACACAGGCCACUCUUCUUGGAGACGUUAAUGGGCAGGACAUUGAGACGAUGGUGUCCACUACUGAGCUUCAGAAGACCAGGGGCACGUUCCUUCAUAAGCUCACAGCGAGGGCUGUUAUCAGGGACUAUGAGGAUGGCUGUCUCCACAUCAACCAGGCAGAACAUGAGGGGAAGAAAGCAGAGCUAAAGUCCUUCAUCAUUGAGCUGAGCAAAGAGUUCUCCAUCCUGUCUCAGUUCACCAGUUUUGUGGCCAUCGAGGAGAGGGACUCAGAGCAGCCUGAUGUGGGCUUCACAGAUAUUCCCAAACUCAUCUCCGAUGAGGAUGUUGACUUUUUACCUUACCUCAGCUGGAAGGACGGUGUGCAUGAGGAGGGUGUGGAUGAGGAGGGUGUGGAUGAGGAGGGUGUGGAUGAGGAGGGUGUGCAUGAGGAGGGUGUGGUUGAGGAGGUGUACAAGGGGAUCUGUAAGUUUAAGGGGGGUGAGGAGGUGUUGGAUAUGCGUUCAUGCUAUUAUGCCUGUGAAGAGGAGGAGGACUAUGAGGAGUCGGGCACACGUGGAUUGAUGGAGUCCGUUGGUCCCUCCUUCGGAUCUUCAGAAGAACUGUGUGAUUACUCGCCCCCACGGGACUGUGACAUCACAACGAUGGAGGAUAGUUCUUCUUACUCUUCAGACAGUGACCCCCCCCCCACUGCUUCUCCUCAUCGUCAGCCCCAGUCGAUGCUUGGUGAUGCUUUUCCCUCUAGGCUUCAUCGUCAGUCCCAGUCGAUGCUUCGUGGAGCUUUUCUUUGUGCUUCUGGUCCUCCUUUUCCCUCUAGUCCUCAGCCCCAGUCCAUAAUUCUUGAUUCUUCUCCUCCUCGUGCUUCUAAACAUUGUAAAUCUCCUCGUCUACUUCUGGCUUCUGAUCCUCCUUCUCCCUUUAAGCUUGGUCAUCGGUCUUUCUUUGUUGCUCCUUCUCCUCCACCUCCUCCUCAGCCCAUUCCUCCAUCUAUUGAUUAUAAUAUCCUUUGUGAUGCUGUUCCUUUUUCCUCUAUGCCCUCUCGUCAGUCCCAGUCUGCCUCUGUGGCUGAUGUUCUUCCUCUUUCUUUUAUGCCCUCUCUUCAGUCCCAGUCUGCCUCUGUGGCUGAUGUUCUUCCUCUUUCUUUUAUGCCCUCUCUUCAGUCCCAGUCUGCCUCUGUGGCUGAUGUUCUUCCUCUUUCUUUUAUGCCCUCUCGUCAGUCCCAGUCUGCCUCUGUGGCUGAUGUUCUUCCUCCUCCGACCUCUGUCAACGGUUCUCUUUCUCUUCACCUGAUGGAACGUUACCGCAGUUCUGUACUUACAUUACCCUCACCUACUGCUGCCUGGUCAGAACCGCUGGGUAGGGCCAUGUCCCAACUCCCAGAGCCCAUUCAGUGUGACUUACCAAAGGCUAUGGGGCUGAACUACAGUCCGUCUCCGGUUCACCCUCUCCCUGAUCUCUCUGGGGAGGGUUUCCAGAGGAGCUGGACUAAUGACUAUUUCCGCGGCUCUGAAGCCAGUAACCCUUCAGUUCCACUUUUGGUGUCAUCUGGUAGUCCAUUUGGGUCUUUAGCAGGUACUGGACCAGCUGGUACUGGACCAGCUGGUGAUGGAGAGUGGCCUUCACCUCUAGUUGGCCGUACACUAAGGAAAAAGUCAAAAAUGGCAGCCAUGUCAUACAGACCACCUCAAGGCACCUUGUUUGGCUCCCGUUCAACCAGUUCUAUGACUACAGGCACCUUCUUUGGAUCUCCAGCUUUAACGAAGGCUGUAAUCUCAACCCAACUUCCAGAGGCUGCAUCUAAAUUCAGACAAUGGACUGGUGCUUUUCAUACUACUCUUUAUGUAGUGAAAUGGCCAGAAAUCUUUGCCCUCCAGCACUCAGAAGGGUACUGGGAGUGUUCUGCCAGCUUGGGUUCCCUCAUCGGUGUGGAUUUGGACUACUUUGCAAAUGUUGUCUUGAAGGAGAAAGGCAUCGGCUCUCUAGGGGUGAGGGCCCAUGCUGACAUCCUCAGGCUCGUGGCCAGCCUGCUGGUACUGCAGCUGAUGAGGGUGAGGGGGCACGAGGUGGGGAAGCUGCUCCUCAGCCUGUUCCGUGUGGACCUGGAUCACUCACCACCUCAGUCCAGGAAUGACCACUGGGAGGCAGUAAAGAGGGCUGUGGACUGGGUGCGUUGGGCAGACAGGGAGUAUCCGUGUGUGUGCAGCAGGAUGGAAUUUGGCUGGGACUGGGAGUCGUCCACACGCCAGCUCCUGGGCAUCGACCCCCCAAACCCCCUCAUCUCCUGGGGAGUGAAGGCCCAAUGAUAACCUCAAUGUCUGACUGUCAGAAAGUGGAAUGUGUAUGCCUUUUGUAAUUUCACAAGGUGGAAAUCUUACUUAAAAAUAGAGAUCAUAGCCUAUAUAAUGUGCUAUUAAACUGAAUAAAAAUCCAGUUAAACUUCA
Messenger RNA from Esox lucius (northern pike), 5905 nucleotides. RefSeq names its product poly (ADP-ribose) polymerase family, member 4 (gene parp4). Gene Ontology annotation, molecular function: NAD+ poly-ADP-ribosyltransferase activity. NCBI's taxonomy places the organism in Eukaryota, Metazoa, Chordata, Actinopteri, Esociformes, Esocidae. The transcript is spliced from 34 exons. The record is from RefSeq and is a predicted model, not a curated record. The coding region runs from base 131 to 5767 and encodes 1878 amino acids.